Molecule: messenger RNA, 2618 nt
Organism: Argentina anserina (silverweed cinquefoil)
Lineage: Eukaryota; Viridiplantae; Streptophyta; Magnoliopsida; Rosales; Rosaceae
Product: serine/threonine protein phosphatase 2A 55 kDa regulatory subunit B beta isoform-like
Exons: 13
Coding region: 434-2065 (543 amino acids)
Cellular component (GO): cytosol; protein phosphatase type 2A complex
Molecular function (GO): protein binding; protein phosphatase regulator activity
Source: RefSeq, a predicted model, not a curated record
GUUGUUUCCGAAACCAGAGAGAACGAUUUGCUCAGUCAUUUUAAUCCAUCUCUCUCCCUCAUAAAAAUAUAAAAAUUUAAUCUUUGGAUUAAAAAUCCAAUCUUUCACCUUCUAGAGAGAGAAGAGAAGCUCGUCCUGUACUAGAUAGAGAGAUAUAGAGAGGGAGGCUUUAUUGUGCUUUCGAUACUCAAAUGGUUGAAUUGGGAAAUCACAAGACACCAUAUUGGCGAUUGUGAGAUACAAGGCUCAGUUUUGGAGAUGGGUUUUUGAGUAUCCCCUGUGAUCUUGCAAACCCAGAAAGCGAUCUUCGGUGCGGUGAUUUGGAUUCUUCGGAUUUUCCAUCUGGGCUCUGUUUUAGAUUUGGGUUUUGUUUUGUAUUGGGUUUCGAUAAGAGGAAUAAGUGAGAGAGAGAGAGAGAGAGAGAGAGAGAGAAAUGAACGGUGCUGAUGAGGUCGUCGCAGCAGCAGCUCCGGAGGGCCCACCGCCGGCUCUGGAUUGGAGAUUCUCUCAGGUCUUCGGCGAGCGUACAGCCGGAGAAGAAGUUCAGGAAGUCGACAUUAUUUCUGCUAUUGAAUUUGAUAAAAAUGGUGACCAUCUUGCUACUGGCGACAGAGGGGGCCGGGUCGUACUUUUUGAGAGGACAGAUACAAAAGAUCAUGGUGGCUCCAGAAGGGAUUUAGAGAGGAUGGAUUAUUCAAUUAGACACCCUGAGUUCCGCUACAAAACAGAGUUUCAGAGCCAUGAGCCUGAGUUUGACUAUCUGAAAAGUUUGGAAAUAGAGGAGAAAAUCAACAAAAUCAGAUGGUGCCAAACAGCAAAUGGUGCCCUAUUUCUCCUAUCUACUAAUGACAAGACAAUUAAGUUUUGGAAGGUCCAAGAAAAGAAGGUCAAGAAAGUUUCUGAGAUGAAUGUGGAUCCUUCCAAAACUGUAGCAAAUGGAAGUGUUGCUAGUUCAAGCAGUUUGAGUAACCCUAAAAUACAUCUUGCAAAUGGGGGAUGCCAGUCUUCCAGUUCUCUUGGCAAUGAUAUUUCAUUUCCACCUGGGGGAAUUCCUUCACUGCGACUACCACAGGUAGUAACAAGCCAUGAGACUAGCUUGGCUGCUAGAUGUCGAAGAGUAUAUGCUCAUGCUCAUGAUUAUCAUAUCAAUUCAAUUUCAAAAAACAGUGAUGGUGAAACUUUUAUAUCGGCUGAUGAUCUGCGAAUAAAUCUUUGGAACUUGGAAAUUAGCAGUCAAAGUUUCAAUAUUGUUGAUGUGAAACCUACAAACAUGGAAGAUUUAACCGAGGUGAUAACUUCAGCAGAGUUCCACCCCACCCAUUGCAACACGUUAGCCUAUAGCAGUUCCAAAGGUUCAAUUCGACUAAUUGAUUUGCGGCAGUCUGCUUUGUGUGAUUCUCAUGCUAAAUUGUUUGAGGAACAAGAGGCACCUGGUGCUAGAUCAUUCUUCACAGAAAUUAUUGCUUCAAUCUCCGAUAUUAAGUUUGCAAAGGAUGGUAGAUUUAUACUGAGCCGCGAUUACAUGACACUUAAGUUAUGGGACAUCAAUAUGGAUUCAGGACCAGUUACAACCUUCCAGGUUCAUGAAGAUUUAAGACCUAAGCUGUGUGAUUUAUAUGAGAACGAUUCUAUCUUUGAUAAAUUCGAGUGUUGUCUUAGUGGUGAUGGCUUGCGAGUGGCAACGGGAUCUUAUAGCAAUCUAUUCCGUGUAUUUGGUUGUGGCUCUGGUAGUACAGAAGCUACAACUCUGGAAGCGAGCAAAAAUCCAAUGAGGCGACAAGUUCAGACUCCUACUAGACCUUCCAGGUCACUCAGCAGUAGUUUAACACGAGUUGUCAGACGAGGUAAGUGCAUACUCUGGUAUUUACCAUCAAAUAAGUUCGUUGCCAUCCCUUUUGUUAUAUUGACUGUGGACAAAUCAAUCACAGGAGCUGAAAGCCCCGGAGUUGAUGCCAAUGGAAAUUGUUUUGAUUUCACAACAAAGUUGCUGCACUUAGCAUGGCAUCCAACUGAAAACUCAAUAGCCUGUGCUGCUGCUAACAGUCUGUACAUGUACUAUGCGUAAAGAUGGUCCAAGAAGAAUGAUAGUAUCUUGGUUACCUUUUUGUGGGUUGCUGCUGGAGAAGGCUUCCAUUCCUUUCCCGCCAAACCAGUCUUGGGGGCACAGUAAUUUUCACAUUUUACGGUGCCCUUUGAACCUGUUGCACAUGGUCUUAGACAUCUCAAGGUCCAGAAGUGGCUGUCAUAGAAUCUACAAUGAAGCAACCUGAUUUUGUUCCCCGGUGGGCGGCAAAUUUUUCUUCCUACACUACCCCCAAAUUUCUCUUUUCUUUCAUUUUGAUCUCUACUUUUUUUUCCUGCAUCUUACGUAAAAGAGAAAAUGCAGUUUAAAUCUUACAAUUGUGUUGGGUUGAAAUAGAGAAGAGAAUGUGAUUGUAGCUCUCCUAUAUCAAAUACUAAAGGAUGUUCAGUAUUUGCCACUAGGUUUAAGAUAUAAUGUAGUUGCUGCACACUAAAAGAUCUUGGUGGGAUAGAGCUGUUGAAACUUGCAGUUCAUCAUUUUUUUUAUUGAUUCUUUGUCAUCGUUGAAAUUUCAUUAAGGAUGUUGUGUUAUUCGA